Molecule: messenger RNA, 4916 nt
Organism: Nylanderia fulva
Lineage: Eukaryota; Metazoa; Arthropoda; Insecta; Hymenoptera; Formicidae
Source: RefSeq, a predicted model, not a curated record
AUGUAUUCCAUGUCGAGAAGCGCGAGGGAUGCCAUGAAUUCUCAUGAAACGCACGUCUCGCCGUUGAAGAUUACGAAUCUACCGCCGGCGGGGAAUCUAGAUUGGGUGAAAACCGAGCUCAAACAUUCAACCUGUUAAGAGGAAGUUAGAAGAGCUUUUGCACAGCUGGGCAUGCUACUGGCAAAUGUGAAAAGGACGUGUCUGCUAUUGACGGCGAUCUACGUUUUACUCGAUGUUAAGAGCGUCGUUGACGCGGAGACCUUCCUAUUAGGCUAUAUCACUGGUUCGAAACGACGUCUAGAGGACUUGGAGUAUCAGCGUCCCGGCUUCCGAAUAUCUGGCGCUAUCACUUUGGCCGUAGAGGAGGUAAAUGCUGGCGAGCUUGGCAAACGAGGGCACAAUUUGGAAUUUUUUAUUGCCGAAACAUAUGGUGACGAAGAAACAAGUAUUUUUCAAGUAGCAAAUUUAUGGAAAAAAAACAUUAGCGCUUACAUCGGUCCACAAGAGACCUGCAUUCACGAAGGCAGAAUGGCGGCUGCAUUUAACAUUCCAAUGAUCUCUUACUUUUGCACACAUCAUGAAACGUCGAAUAAAAAAGAAUUUCCCACAUUUGUAAGAACUCGACCGCCUGACACACAAAUAUCAAAAUCCGUUGUUUCGGUUUUAAUGGCAUUCAACUGGACAAAAGUAACGUUCAUGUACAUGAACUCCACAAUGUUCGAGUUCAAUAGAAUGUCUACAAUAGCGACAACAAUUCUAACGUCUUUCGAAGCGGCCGGCAUUACAGUGACAUAUCUGCGAUCUUGGAGCGAACCUUAUUACGUGCAUACGCAUAUGCAAAAUCCAUUUCAUAAGCAUGUUAGAGAUACAUAUCGACAAACUCGAAUUUACGUGAUUCUUGGGGACUAUUUCGAGCAUAUUGGUCUCUUGAUGGCUUUGGAUGAAAUGAAUCUCUUAAAAAAAGGCGAAUAUUGGGUCGUCGGCGUCGACAUUGAGCAAUAUGAUGAGAAGAGACCGGAUAAGUAUCUUCGUGGACUAUGGCAAAAGAAAAUGGAUCUAUCAAUCGUGAAUGCGUACCGUAGUUACUUCAGCAUCGUCGCGUCCGCUCCCAUCAACUUUAUGAAUUUUACUCUUCUCGUUAAUGAGCACAGACAGAAACCGCCAUUCAAUUUUACUAAUCCGUUGGCAAAAGUCGGAGGAGUAGUUCAGAUCGUACCGGAGACAGCGUACCUGUACGACGCAGUGCACCUUUAUACGAGAGCGUUGCUGCGCGCGCUCGACGAGAAUCGGGACCCUCAGAACGGCCGGGAGAUGGUGUCUGCUCUACACGGCAUACAUUACAAAAGCGCAAUGGGCUAUAUGGUGUAUAUGGAUGAGAAUGGAGAUGCCGAGGGUAAUUAUACACUGAUUGCAUUGGAUGAUCGAUCUACCAGGGGCUAUGGACUUUAUCCGAUAGGAUAUUUCGUCGGAAAAGAGCAAGACACAAAUUUGCCAAAACUUCACAUAACGAAAGAAAUAAAAUGGCUUGGAGAUGGACCACCGCUUGCAGAACCUGAUUGCGGAUACCACGGUGAAAAAUGCAAUUCUUACACCAGCGAAAUCGUGGGAGGUAUUGCUGGUACAUUGGUACUUAUUAUCGCAGCAGUUUUUCUAAUCCUUUAUAGGAACUGGAAAUAUGAGCAAGCGUUGGAUAGUUUGCUUUGGAAAGUGAACUAUAAAGACAUUCAGAUCAAAGAACAGAAACAGGAAGCGAUUGGAACCAACGAGAUGCCUGCCAAUUCCAAGCCACCAACAACGCAACCUAUAGUGCGAACUAGUCAAGUAUCGCUAAGUUCGAAUCCCGAUGCAGAUUUUCGAUAUUCCAUGAUUUAUACGCAAAUUGGAGUAUAUAAAGGACGAAUUUUUGCUGUUAAAAAAGUCAGGAAGAAAUCGAUUGAGAUUACACGAGAAAUGAAAAAAGAAUUGAAAAUGAUGCGCGAUUUAAGACAUGAUAAUCUAAAUGCAUUUAUCGGUGCAUGCACCGAUCCACCUAACAUAUGUAUUAUCAUUGAAUAUUGUGCACGUGGCAGUCUCAAGGACAUACUGGAAAAUGAAAAUAUUAAACUCGAUAAUAUGUUUUUGGCUUCGCUGAUUGGAGAUAUAAUUAGAGGCAUAAUUUAUCUUCACGAGUCAGUCAUAAAGUAUCACGGUUCUUUAAGCACUUCUAACUGUUUGGUGGACUCUCGAUGGGUCGUAAAACUGGCGGAUUUUGGUCUUCAUGAAUUCAAGCGAGAUGCGGAAUGCGAUCCUUCAGACGUAAUAAAAAAAUAUCACGGAUUGUUAUAUAAAGCGCCUGAAUUAUUACGCUCUACUCGCUAUCUCGAGCAACCAACUAUGCGAGACUUUCAAAGGGCUGAUGUCUACUCUUUUGCUAUAGUGCUAUACGAAUUGCAAGGAAGACAUGGACCAUUUGGCGUUACAGAAUUAUCAGCAGCAGAAAUAUUAAAAAAAAUAAUUGCGAGAGAUUCGGGAAUGCCACCGUUCAGACCACCACUGGAUCAAUUGGAGAAUACGUUCGAUUUUGUUCGUGACUGUUUAUUGGAAUGCUGGGCAGAGAGUCCCGAAUUACGUCCGGAUUUUAAGAUGAUACGAAACAAAUUAAGACCAUUACGAAAGGGCAUGAAAGCAAACAUCUUCGACAAUAUGAUGGGGAUGAUGGAAAAAUAUGCGAAUAAUCUUGAAGCACUAGUUGAUGAACGCACUGAUCAACUCACUGAAGAGAAGAAGAAAACAGACGCGUUAUUAUAUGAAAUGCUACCACGUUAUGUAGCCGAACAAUUAAAAAGGGGACAUAAAGUGGAAGCUGAAAGUUUCGACUGCGUUACGAUUUAUUUUUCGGACAUCGUCGGUUUCACAUCAAUGUCGUCAGAAAGCACGCCGUUAGAAGUGGUGAACUUUUUGAACGAUCUCUAUACAUGUUUUGAUUCGACGAUAGAAAAUUAUGAUGUUUACAAAGUUGAAACAAUUGGAGACGCUUACAUGGUGGUAAGCGGUUUGCCGAUAAGAAACGGUAUUCAACAUGCUGCUGAAAUUGCGAGCAUGUCAUUAUAUCUUUUAGACGCCAUUAAACAAUUUACAAUUAGACAUAGGCCACUUGACAAAUUGCAAUUAAGGAUAGGCAUACAUUCCGGUCCAGUAUGUGCUGGUGUUGUUGGACUUAAGAUGCCACGCUAUUGCCUCUUCGGCGAUACAGUGAACACAGCAUCAAGGAUGGAAUCCACGGGGUUACCCCUCAAAAUUCACUGCAGCAACGAGACGAAGCAAUUAUUGGACGAGCUAGAGGGAUUUAGUCUUGUCGAACGCGGUAUGAUUUCAUUGAAAGGCAAAGGCGAGCGUCUUACGUAUUGGCUAAUUGGAGAGGAUCCGAUUUUACGCAAUAAACGUAGCAAGGAAAGAGCUAGCAAGCGAAAUGGCGGUGGCAAGAAGAGCAGCGUGGUCGAUCCUUUGAUUCCUCGAAGUUCCUUGAAGAACAAGUCCCUCGUCAGAUCCACUUUCACAAGAUGCUCCAGCGAAUCGCCGAAACGUUUGCGAUUCGCCAGCUCGGACCAGCUUGAUCAUAAGAGCUCCAGGGUGAAUAGCCAACUGGAAUCGAUAGUCGACAACAGUCCUUGCAAGACAAAAGUCUCGUGCGCGUUACGAUCGUCCUGUAUGGAGAACUGGAGAUCCUCCAGCAAUUCGUGUCCCUGCGUGGAAAAGCUCUGCGAUCAGGAAGCUCGACCGGAACUGGUGGAACACGAAUUGCCGUCGGAUAUUAAAAACGUGCCGCUGCUCCGAACCAAUUUGAUCUUUGGUAACGAGUCGUGUCUUUUGCGAGCUGGAACCAAGAGCCUCCGCUUCGGCACACCUGGGAUACUCCAGAUCACUUGUAGAUCCGCGCCCAGCAGCCCCCGGCAUAGCACAACAGUUUUAAACGGUCAGAAAAGAGCGGUGCAAUCGAACGAGGAAAUCGAUGGAUGGGACGCAAUAACGCCGCUGAUCUAUCCGGAUAAUCGCUUGAAUUGAAAUGGUUAAGUCUGCGAGCGACCAUAGUAACGGAAUCAAUAUUUAGAAAGAUUCAUUUGCGCGUUAUAGACAAAUAUCUGUAUAGGGAUAACUUGACAAUCGAGAAUUCUGUGUGUAAAUGACAUUUACUUGUAUCAAUCAAUUGCCAAUAAUAACUUUGUGCCAGUUAGUAUUUCUCACCAUUUUCUCAUGAGAUUUCUCGCUUACAUCGCUAUACAUGACGUAUCAAAGCGUAUUGUGCAUAUAAACGAGGUUUACUUUAUACACGCAUAUGUGUACUAAUGCAUUAUUUAUAUCUAAUGCAGAAAGACAAUAGUACAUCAUAAUAGUAUGUAUAUCUACGUAUCUUUUGUUAGCAUAGACAAUCGUAAAAGGCUCGUGCUUCUUAAUUAAAUGUAAAUGUCUAGUCAAUGUUACUUUAAGCACUAUAUUCAUAUUCUGUCAAAUUAUUAUUAAAAGAAAAGGGAUUGAUGCUCCAAAUAUUACGCGUGAAUAUGUUUAUCCCAAGAAGCAACAGAGAAGAAGAGAAAAGCACGGGAAUAAUCAAGAUAUUAUUAAUAUCUUUAAACAUUUUUAAACAUCAAGUUUAUUAAUACGAUUAUUUUGUUUAAUAAUUAUUAUAUUAACUUUUAGAAGAGAAUCUAUUCUUAUUCUAUGCAUUUUAAUGUUCUUCUUGAAGAUAUGUUAUAUUUAAAAAAUAUAUUAAAAUGAAAAUUGUCUCCGCACAUUCAUAAAAAACGAACGAUAAUAACAAAGGUAAAAAUCGAUAUUUUAUUUUUACAAAAUCUAUUUUGUGCACUCUGUAUACUUUUAGCUCUUACAUUGUACAAGGACGUUAAUAAUAGAAAAUUAUGGGAUAAUUUAUUUUGAUAUCG